UCAGCUACGCGUGGGAGUUCUCCAGGGGCUCGCGGGUCGCUCGCGUGGACGCUGCUCGUGCGGACGUGUCCGUCGUUACGGGCGGUGUGCACAGCCGCGGCAGCACGCUGACCCUGCGGAACGUGACAGAGCGUCACGGAGGUCUGUACCGCUGCAUUGCUAGCGGCAUGACGCAGAACUCAGUACACAUGCGCACCAGUCUAUCCGACUUUGCGGAACUGCAAGUGACACCGUACAUCGUGUCCAGUCCACAGGACGUGCUCACGUUCCUCGCCCAGCCGGCAGCCAUGUCGUGCCGGGCCGCUGGUUACCCUCCAGUGUGGUACGAAUGGCAGAGAGAUGGCCGCAUGCUGCCCACCGCUGCGGACCAGCAGACGGAAUACUUCGUGACGGACGGCGUUAACAGUAGCACUCUAGCCUUACGCUUUGCUAGCAGUGCCUAUGCCGAUGUCUACAGAUGUGUGGCCAAGAGCUCAGUGGGAUUUGCGUACAGUCAACCCGCACAGCUCAGCCUUGUUGACAGUGAUCCGAAAAACACAGUGAUUCACCGUGUACAGCAGGGAGCAAACAUUACUCUUACAUGCAGUGGUGUAUCACCCUAUAUAUGGUACGCGAAUGGAUCACGUGUGUCUAGUACGCCGACCAGAGAGCUUACUCUGACCAAUGUAUCGACCGCUGAGCAUGGCUUGUACUCCUGCAACGCCGACCAGUACUUCCUCGCGGUGCAGAGCUUGCCGAGGAUAGUCUCGCCGCAGCGGAGUGCCGUCAAGACUGUGGUCCACGCACCGCUGGUACUCCGCUGCGACGCCGACCUGACAGUGGAGCCCACGCCCGCCGUCACCUGGGCCCAUAGUAGCGAAACGGGUGGCAACGCGAGCGUGCCUGUUCAGGCGUCGUCCCGAAUUCAACUGCUCGACCGGUCUCGUGUGAUAUUCAUCAUGGAGGCAAGAGCCGACGACGGCGGAGACUACCGCUGCAGCGCUGCUAAUUCUCUAGGGACCGUAGAAACUGUCUUCACCGUUCAAAUAAUUUCUGACAGUGAUCCGAAAAACACAGUGAUUCACCGUGUACAGCAGGGAGCGAACAUUACUCUUACAUGCAGUGGUGUAUCACCCUAUAUAUGGUACGCGAAUGGAUCACGUGUGUCUAGUACGCCGACCAGAGAGCUUACUCUGACCAAUGUAUCGACCGCUGAGCAUGGCGUGUACUCCUGCAACGCUGACCAGUACUUCCUCGCGGUGCAGAGCUUGCCGAGGAUAGUCUCGCCGCUGUCGCCGGAGCGGAGUGCCGUCGAGACUGUGGUCCACGCACCGCUGGUACUCCGCUGCGACGCCGACCUGACAGUGGAGCCCACGCCCGCCGUCACCUGGGCCCAUAGUAGCGAAACGGGUGGCAACGCGAGCGUGCCUGUUCAGGCGUCGUCCCGAAUUCAACUGCUCGACCGGUCUCGUGUGAUAUUCAUCAUGGAGGCAAGAGCCGACGACGGCGGAGACUACCGCUGCAGCGCUGCUAAUUCUCUAGGGACAGUAGAAACUGUCUUCACCGUUCAAAUAAUUUCUGACCUAGCCCAAUGUUUGGCAGCGACUAGCACCAUAUCGCAUGCAACCUGUCACGCACUGUUCGCCAUCAAUGAUGGAGUCACCAGCAGCCCCACCAUCACCUCUGAUCAGGCCACCACUACCACUGCUAUUGCUGCCGCCCCGACCAAUGCCACUGCCGCCCCGACCAAUGCCACUGCCGCCCCGACCAAUGCCACUGCCGCCCCGACCAAUGCCACUGCCGCCCCGACCAAUGCCACUGCCGCCCCGACCAAUGCCACUGCCGCCCCGACCAAUGCCACUGCCGCCCCGACCAAUGCCACUGCCGCCCCGACCAAUGCCACUGCCGCCCCGACCAAUGCCACUGCCGCCCCGACCAAUGCCACUGCCGCCCCGACCAAUGCCACUGCCGCCCCGACCAAUGCCACUGCCGCCCCGACCAAUGCCACUGCCGCCCCGACCAAUGCCACUGCCGCCCCGGCCACUGCCGACCAAGCAACGUUUGCCACUGUCACCGCUUGCCCCGCGGGUGCUGCUGGUAUCACUACAGCUGUGUUCAUACCUGUAGUGGUGGCAGCGUUCCUGUCCGGAGCGCUUCUCACCAUGCUCGCACUCUACUGCAGACGGAUAGUGAAGCACCGUGCGUCAGCGUCAUCAUCGUCAUUCUCGCCAAGACAACUGGCCAAGCCGCUCUUGUCGGGCCAGCUAAGCUCCAAGCAAUUCUUCACAGUGUCCGGGGCUCCGAGUUCGAUGUCGGUUAUCAGCGAGCAAUCAGCAGUCGCCCACACGAAUGACACUGAGACGGCGGGUGCAGGUCAGCGGCACCUCGUGAAGGCCCAGUGCGAUUCGGGGACCACCAUGGCGACACCGAUCGAGUCACCCCUCCCAGAGGUGGCCGCCGGUUAUAACGAGUCGGAGCGCGAGUUUGGCGAAAGCGACACCGACCUGGACAUAACGUGGUACACCAGGCCAGACCGCAGCUCCUCAGCCUAUGCCAACACCGCCGCUACUCGCGAAUCUCUCGACGUCGUGCACGACGACGACGAAAGCGCCCCCAGCAAAGGCGGUGACGCUGGCGCUAACUGGGAUUCGAUCACGUCCGAGACGCAGAGCAGCGCUUUCACCAUGCCACCGCCUACCUGGCCUGAGGUCUUGGAAGAAUAGAUACCGAGUCCUGGUGGCCUGAGUUGCAGCGUCCUUUGCAUUCCGUCUGUUGACAUACACAAGUAGUUCCGCACCAUUCCAGUGUUCUCUUGGCUGCACUGGCCUAGCGGUGCCCUGCACGCUGGUUCUGAUGGGUACUAGCUCCUAGCUUUUUGGACCGUUCUUUG
Sycon ciliatum is the source of this 2869-nucleotide messenger RNA. Its product is annotated as hemicentin-2-like. The record is from RefSeq and is a predicted model, not a curated record. Gene Ontology annotation, cellular component: cell-cell junction; plasma membrane. The transcript is spliced from 8 exons. NCBI's taxonomy places the organism in Eukaryota, Metazoa, Porifera, Calcarea, Leucosolenida, Sycettidae. Gene Ontology annotation, molecular function: cell adhesion molecule binding. Bases 168 to 2702 code for a protein of 844 amino acids. Gene Ontology annotation, biological process: cell-cell adhesion.